This is a messenger RNA of Triticum urartu, 1448 nucleotides long. It is a transcript of the gene HMT-1, whose product is annotated as Homocysteine S-methyltransferase family protein. Gene Ontology annotation, biological process: S-methylmethionine cycle. Gene Ontology annotation, molecular function: S-adenosylmethionine-homocysteine S-methyltransferase activity; zinc ion binding. The record is from RefSeq and is a predicted model, not a curated record. NCBI's taxonomy places the organism in Eukaryota, Viridiplantae, Streptophyta, Magnoliopsida, Poales, Poaceae.
CCUUCCUUUCAAUCCCUCCCUCCCUCCCUCCAUCCCCGCCUCCACCCGGCCAGCCGGCCAGCCUACUAGCUACCGCCGUUCGCCCGCCGCUAUAUAUACCGCUCCGUCUCCCUACCCGCUUCUCGUACCCAUUUGUCUUCGCCCUCCUCGAGUCCUGGCCUGCGGUUGGUGCUGAGAUCGAGCUGUGGUUGUGCGGCCGUGUAAUCGCCCGUCCCUUGGUUUGCGAGAUGGCCGGGGUGGUGGAGGAGCUGGUGAAGAAGGCCGGCGGGUGCGCGGUGAUCGACGGCGGCUUCGCCACGCAGCUGGAGGCGCUCGGCGCCGACAUCAACGACUCGCUCUGGAGCGCCGCCUGCCUCAUCACCAAGCCGCACCUCAUCAAGGAGGUCCAUAUGCAGUAUCUUGAAGCUGGUGCCGACGUCAUCAUCUCCUCGUCCUACCAGGCAACUAUCCCGGGGUUCCUGGCCAGAGGACUGCUCCUGGAGGAGGCAGAAGGAUUACUGCGAACCAGCGUCCAGCUGGCACGGGAGGCCCGAGACGAGUUCUGGAAGUCGACGCUGCGGAGCUCCAAGCCCGUCUACAACCGCGCCCUCGUUGCCGCCUCCAUCGGGAGCUACGGAGCCUACCUAGCGGAUGGAUCAGAGUACAGUGGGUCGUACGGAGACGACGUCACGUCGGAGAAGCUCAAGGACUUCCACCGGCGCCGGCUGCAGGUCCUGGCGAGCGCGGGGCCCGACCUGAUCGCGUUCGAGGCCAUUCCCAACAAGAUGGAGGCUAAGGCUCUGGUUGAGCUUCUAGAGGAGGAGAACAUCCAGGUGCCGUCGUGGAUCUGCUUCAGCUCGGUGGACGGCAAGCACCUCUGCUCGGGGGAGAGCUUCGGGGACUGCCUCGAGAUCCUCAACGCCAGCGAGAAGGUCGCCAUCGUGGGGGUGAACUGCACGCCGCCUCAGUUCGUGGAGGGCAUCAUACGCGACUUCAAGAAGCAAACGAAGAAGGCGAUCGCGGUGUACCCCAACAGCGGCGAGGUCUGGGACGGGAGAGCCAAGAGGUGGCUGCCGGUGGAGUGCUUCGGCCGCAAGAGCUUUGACGUGAUGGCGAGGCGGUGGCAGGAGGCCGGCGCCAGCCUCGUGGGAGGAUGCUGCCGGACGACGCCGUCGACCAUCCGGGCGGUCUCCAAUGCGCUCAAGAGCAGGAACGGGCAGUGACAUCUUCUUCAGAAGUUCAGAGUCGCGGUUUCGUUUCAGUCCCGAGGAGGUGUAGAAUGUCUCAUGAUGUGUACUUCUGACGUGCGCCAAUCGUAUUUGGGCACUGGUUAUCCAGUCAUCAUGGAUUCGGGUGUAGGAUGUCAGGUUCUUUACCAAAAUCAGUCCAUCAGGAUGUUCUAAGAUGGCUGCUCCAGAUUUGUCUAAGAAGAUUAUGAUGUAAUCAUGAUUUUCACCUGAUUCCCUCUA